CAGAGACAGAGCAGGAGCCAGGGGUUUGUUUGAUAUCGGCCUUUGUCUGAGAAAAGAAAGUGAAGAAAGACCCGAAAUGAGCGAAAUAAUGAGAGGCAAAAUGUCAACAGCUGUACAAAAUAGUCCAGUAUAGGAGUUGGGUUCAUUAGCCCAAUCUAUAGUCCCCUCUAUCUUUGAUUAUUUUAAUAUGGUUCUUAUUAUUAUUAGCAGAUCCCCGCUGCAAGGAGAUUAUUCUUUUGAUUCAUUGUAUACAGAGUCCAGUAGUCUGGAGGGCGUCUACAGAGUAUUCUAUAGUACUAUAGUAUACCCCCGAAGUAUACACCUGGUGUUAUAUCGACCGUUAUAUCGUUUCAAGUGUAGUAUCAGACCCGAUUCGCCAGAUCCCGAGGCAAUAAUUCGUUUAUCCAAAACAAGACAGCGAAAGAAAGCAAAAAUGAGGGUGGAAAGGGGGAGCGAAUGCGAUUCUACCCCUGACGCCGUGGGGUUCAGGGACCGACAUGAUCGAGCAUCCAAGUACAUACAAGUACAAAAUAUCCCAUCUAGCAUCGCAUUGCAUUGCCGUAAAGCCCACGACAGACUGGCAUAUGCUGUGUCCGAUGUACUCCGGAGUAGAGGGACUGGUACAUGGUGGUACCUGACCCCAGUGUGAUUGCAAUGCUCUCCCGGUGGGCCCUUCCACACUGGGACAAUAGUUCAUAGUUUGGGAGGUUCCAAUACAGUAGUGCCCUCACAUUCAUGUGCA
Molecule: messenger RNA, 742 nt
Organism: Aspergillus glaucus CBS 516.65
Lineage: Eukaryota; Fungi; Ascomycota; Eurotiomycetes; Eurotiales; Aspergillaceae
Exons: 2
Coding region: 188-649 (153 amino acids)
Source: RefSeq, a predicted model, not a curated record